Ostrinia nubilalis (European corn borer) is the source of this 2082-nucleotide messenger RNA. RefSeq lists its product as uncharacterized. Gene Ontology annotation, biological process: regulation of mitochondrial mRNA stability. The record is from RefSeq and is a predicted model, not a curated record. Bases 62 to 2029 code for a protein of 655 amino acids. NCBI's taxonomy places the organism in Eukaryota, Metazoa, Arthropoda, Insecta, Lepidoptera, Crambidae. The transcript is spliced from 3 exons.
UGGAUUUUUGAAAAAUAAAUAGGAAGUAGGUAUUGUAAAAUUAAUCACAACAACUACAAAAAUGACAAUGGCUUUAAAAAUUUUACGCUAUAUCAGUUAUAGUCGUCAUACAAACUACACAAAUAUUUUGUUGAAAUCUACACAACCAAAUGUAUUACAAAAAUCACAGAGAAAUCUACAUGUUACUAAUUUAACACAGAGAAAAAUGUUCAUGGAAACUGAAAAUCAAUAUGCGUACAGUCUAAUGGAAAAGAAAGGUUAUGCUUUGAUUUCUCUAUCUAAUCCUAAGUUAAGCAACUACUGUGAAGUUGACAAAGAACAUUUUGAUAAAAUUAUGAAUGAAAACUGGUCAAAACAAUCUCCCUCGUUAUUAUUUGAGGCUUUCUUAAAGUUAGCUAUAUUUAGCUAUGACAACAACUUAAAUAUAUCAAAUAAAAUAUUUGAUUCAUUUAUAGACAGUCUUACUGAUAACAUAGGACUUGCUACAGACGAAGAACUUAAAUUAUUAUUCCACUAUUUACUCAAAUGGCCAGAAACUGAGUCAAUCAGAACCAGAAACUACAUAGAAGUUUGGGCUGCACUAGAUGACGAGUGCUUAAACCGGCUAAAUAGAUGGUCCUUUGAUCAAAUGUUGGGUUUUGUCUCUAUGUUUUACAUGCUGAAUGUAACAAAAUAUAGUGAUUAUUGUUUAAAGUGUAUACAAAAGCUAGCAUACAAAGCAAAACACUUGACACCAAAUCAAUUGGUUGAAACCUUGUUCUUUGUUGGAAUCAUGCGAAAAUCACCAAAUGAUAUGCAUGCUUUGGAAAUUCAUCUUGAUAAACUUUUCGAAAGCUUCUCAAUUGAUGAAUUAGCUAUUAUGUCUAUGGGGUUUUUCAAGAGUAAAACCCCAAUAAGGAGUAAUGAUUUAGUUUCUAAAAUAGGUGAUAAAGUUAUAGAGCAAUCUAAAGAUGUACAUGAAGUAUCACUGGCUGCACUACUUAAAAUUAUAAGAUACUCCAACAAAGCACUAGAUGGUCAAGUAUACAAAAUAUUAGAUGUACUCCAACAUGAAAUACCUAGAUUAUCUGUCAUGUGUAGGGUCCACUUGGCAUUACUGGGAACUGCAACCCUUUCAUUACAUAAAGAAUGUUUACAUAAGAUAGCAAUGUCUACUUUAAGUGAAAUUGAUAAAACAAGACUGAAAGAUCUAGAGAGAUUAAUCUUGACAUUUGGUACCUUAAAUUUUGCACCUGAAACAGAAACUUGUUUAUUCCAAAAAGUUGUAGAAGAGCUUCGAAAACCAGAGCGAUUACCAGAAAUUGAGAAACAUGGCAGGUCUUUUGCAUGUUGUGUCUCAUAUUUAGCAUAUUUGAAGAUUUAUCCUUUAGAUCUUAUGAAUAAAGUGUUGAGUCCAGAGUUUUUAGAAAGGACUUAUGGUAAACACCACAUAACAUAUGGACGAGAAGUUUUAGCAAUACAUAAUUCAGCGAAAAUAUUUUGCUCUGAAAAAAAUAUGAAUUAUCUUAGCGAUAAAUGUGCUACGUCCUUAGCAAAAAAAUAUACUGAUUAUGUACCAAAUGAAGAAUAUAAAAAACAGUACAAUGUGAGUGAAAGAAUGUUUUUAGAUGUUAUGAAAACUUUGAAAGAUAACAGAGGUGGUAAUGAGUAUGUCGUUGGUGGACAUAUUGUGACACAUCACCAAAGAGGAGAUGUCAUUGUAUGCAACAAUCAUGAUUAUCAACCAAUGGAAGUAAAAAAACAGUUUAGCUCAGUUCCAUUUGGGAAUCUACAUAAACCACCUGAUGGUAAUAACUGGGUAGCAUUAGUAGUUGCGGGGAGAAACACCAUGAUCCAGGAGACAGGCACACCUACCGGGCCUUUUGAAACAAAGGUCAGAGAACUCGGAGCAUUGGGCUUCCAUGCUGAGUUGGUGUUAUGGUCAAAAUAUACAUUACUGGAGACGAAAGAGGCGAAAACUAAAUAUUUGAACAGUCUAAUCAAAAGUGCCAUUCACAAUGGUAAAAAAUAUGAAAUUAAAUUAAUUUAAUUAAUGCAUAAUGUUUAAGUAAUAGUGGAAUAAAAAAGUUAAGUUGUUACUAA